AUGUAUCAAAACAUGUAUUCUUAGUAGACGUUUUCGCAGAAAAUGUUUGAAAAACUGUUUAAGAAACCUAAUUAAAAGUUUUUCAAUUAAUUAUAAUAAUCAUUAAUAAUUUCAUGUUAAUAAUUUUAUAAGGAUCAAUAUGACACGUAAAUGUGCGAUAUGUAAGGAAUCAAAUUAUAAAAAUACUCGUAGUUUUUUCUCAGCUCCAAAGAAUCCAGAAUUACGUAGAAAAUGGCAAGAAGCAAUUGAUAUUGACGAUUAUUCUGUCAAUGAUUUUUUUUACGUUUGCAGUAAACAUUUUCGUAAACGGGAUAUCAUCACGCAUUGGGUCAGCGGAUCUCCACCACACGUUAUUUCUAUAAAAUAUAAAAAAUGUAGAUUAAGACCAGGUGCAGUACCUACUAGAAAUAUUCAUCCACAAUUGAAAGAUAACAAAGUUAAUAACAUACAAAAUCAUUUGUAUGAAUUUUUACAGUUUAAACCUGAUAGUUUUCUUACAUCUGACAAAGAAGACAUUGUAAAUACGAUUAAUGAAUGUACUGAGUUUAAAAAUCAUAAACAUGAAAAUGUUGUUAAUCAAUCAAAACAAAUGGAACAAUCAUCGGAGGAUGAAUCAAAUAAAAACACGUCUGUGGAUGAUUAUAAAACACAAUUAAGAUUAUCUUCUAAUAGAAAUAAUAAACAUAGAAAGACAAUGCUUAGAGAUUAUAAUAAUUUAGAAUUACAAAAUACAGAUAAUGAUAUGAGAAAAAUGAAACAUAAAGAAAAUAUCAAUUACGAUCAACUUUCUCAAGUAAAAUUAGAUAGAAGUGUAAAUAAUUCUUCGUAUGUUUCUCAUUGUUCUGAAGAGGAUGAAACAUCAGCGGAAAGGUGGGACAAUUCAAAAGUUAAUACCAAAAAUUCAAUCUUUCCAAAAUGUCUAGAUAAUACUCUAAAUAAUAGAAUUGUAUGUAUAAAAGAACAAUCGUUAAAUAUUGUCAAUAAAUAUGAUGAUUCUAUGUAUGAUAAUAAAGGAAAAAAGGAAUUUUUGUUUGAAGACAUAUUGGAAAUGUGUUUUGAAAUUACAUUGCCACGUGGUUGGUCGUGCAAUGUAGCUUCUAAAGGACAUGCUACAACAAUUGUAUAUUUAAAUAUGGCAAUGACGAAAGAUGGUAUACCUUUUUUGGUUAAACAAGUAUUCGUAAAGACUGAUAUGAUGUUACGAUGUAGCGUUUUUAAUAAAGAAAUUGAUCCAAUAAUGUACAAUCUUAUCAAAGAAAAUAAAGAUAAUAAAGUGCAAUGCUUGUUAGACAUUGAAGAACUUAUAAAUAAAUUUCAUUUAAGAAUUAUCUGCGAAGGCAUAACAGACAAUUUUCAAGAAAUGAAUUCCCUUAAAUUAGCCUACAAAGAUGGUAUACAAUGGAGACAUGUAUUAUGCCCUCUCAUUCUAAAUAAUGAUUCUAAAAGAUGUUCCAAAUGCUUCAUGUUAUCUCAUAUGAUUAAAUACAAAUUAAGAAAAUCUGUAUACUGUUAAUUUUCUAAUUUUAAUUUCAAAAGAAAAAAGAAAAGUCAAAUAUGUGAACAAGCAUUGCACGAAAUGAAAAUAAAAGUAUACAUAUAUUUUAAA
Messenger RNA from Polistes dominula (European paper wasp), 1606 nucleotides. RefSeq lists its product as uncharacterized. NCBI's taxonomy places the organism in Eukaryota, Metazoa, Arthropoda, Insecta, Hymenoptera, Vespidae. The record is from RefSeq and is a predicted model, not a curated record. Gene Ontology annotation, molecular function: sequence-specific DNA binding.